CGCCGGCCGGCUUGCACGGGGUGCCUCGCUUUGAGAAGUGGCUGCAGGAGACCUCAUUUGAAAGUCACGCUGUCUUGGAAAAGCUGGGGCUAAUUUUGGAUGAAUCUUGCUGCUGGUUGCAAAGAAAUGCGUAUCCUCCGUGUGGGGCGAAAUGCUCUCCGUCUCUCGCACGGGGUGUGAGCACCAAAACGUGGAUCGAGAGUACUAAAGAAGUAAAGGGACAGAGAAGGAAACACUGAUUCAGACUCAUCAUGUCUUACCACUAUAAUGAAGCCUUUGAAAACCCAGACUAUCACAAUUCAGAAACCUUGGAGAGUGGCAGACGGAAAGCUUCUCAAAUGAAUUCAAUGUUUCGCCAAAACCCUUAUGAUUCUUCGCCAUAUGAUUCCUAUACGGAUCACGAUGGACGAGAGCAAAGACAGAGUUAUUCCGUGGAUAUACCAAUGGCCACAAUGCAGCCUGGCUUGGAGGUCAGCCAAAGUGCAAAACGAUGGGGCACGCCAAAUGCAAAUCCAUAUGGAAAUACACACAUCAAUCACUCCUUUGAAUAUGAGCCAGAGUUUACGUAUACACCACCUUCUACUCUCAGUACUGUGGACGGCCCUUUUGCACGCAGAUCUUCUGAUGCAUCUGAAGCUAGCAUCGUGCAGAGACGGAACAGGCAACGAGCCGACUCCGUUUUCACGACCUCUUCUGACUUUGACAGAACAGACGCAAAUGCUGCAGCAUACAAUGAAAAUAAAGAAAGCCAAGAAGAAAAGAUCAUCAGAAAUCUUGCAAGCAUGACUACCCGUGAAAGAAUUAAAGCAAUCCAGAAGAUGCCAAAGACUAUGAAAGAAAAAAGAGAGAUCAGGAAUAAAGUUCUUAUGGAAAAAACAAGGAAGUCAGUGAGCUACAGUACUGAGAUUCACUGUUGUACACAGUGUAUGUACAAAAUUGCCCUGUCUUAUCGACGAUUUAGAAAUGGCCUGUCAGAACUUUUUCAGUCAUUACAGCUAUGGCAGAAGACACUGAAAAUUAUUGGUGGCAAGUUUGGGACCAGUGUCCUUUCCUAUUUUGUGUUUUUAACGUGGCUACUGACUUUUAACAUCUUCUCGUUCCUUGUGAACUUCAGCUUCGUAACAAUCCCUCAAUUCAUAGCAGCAGGAUCAAAUAACCUUUCAUUCACGGGCCUGGAGCUUCUCACUGGAGCUGGCUAUUUUCAACAAACUGUGCUUUACUAUGGUUUUUACACGAACUCUACCAUCACAAAAAUUGAAAACAGCACAUCUUAUGACAUGCAGCUGGCCUAUAUUUUCACUAUUGGGAUUUAUUUUGUCAUCUGCUUCUUUAGCUUGGUAUACAGCAUGGCAAAAUCCUUCCGUAAUAACUUUGUUAAUCCUCAAACUUACUCUGGAAAUGCUGGCAAACUUCUCUGCAUCUGGGAUUUCAAUAUAACCAAUGAGAAAGCUGUGAGACUGAAGCAAAAAAACCUCAGCACACAAAUCAAGGAAGCCCUAUCUGAAGGGAAGUCUGAAGAUCUGAACCUUUCUCUAAAGCAAAGGAUGGUUCAUAUUGCUAUUCAUCUGGCUGCCUGGAUUUUUUCCUUGGGAACAACAGCUGUUUGUUGUACUUGUGUUUACUACCUCUCCAUUAACAACCUAAAGCUGUUCAUGAAAGGUGAUGGAACAGAACUGGAAAACCAGGCUGCCACCCUUGUGUUGCCCAUCGUCGUGUCCCUCCUCAACCUCCUCACCCCUUUCGUCUUUUCUUUGCUUGAACUCCUAGAGAAAUUUCAGUACCCCAGGAAUCAGAUAUAUGUCACUAUUACCAGAAACGUUAUUCUAAAGAUGUCUAUAAUUGGAAUCCUCUGCUACUACUGGCUUAACAUUGUGGCUACAUCAGCAACAGAGUGCUGGGAAACGUUAGUCGGCCAAGAUAUCUACCGUCUUGUUGUGGUUGACUUCCUAUUUUGCUUGCUUGGUUCUUUCUUUGGAGAGUUCAUACGAAGAAUUAUUGGAACCAAAUGCCUCAAAAACCUUGGUGUGCCAGAAUUUGAUAUUGCACGAAAUGUUUUAGGUUUGAUCUACGUGCAAACUUUAACCUGGAUUGGCAUCUUCUUUUCACCUCUGCUGCCUGCCAUCCAAAUAAUAUUUUUCUUUAUAAUAUUUUAUGUGAAAAAGGUCAGUCUGAUGAUGAAUUGUCAACCCCCUCGCAAAGUCUGGAGAGCUUCUCAAAUGACAACACUCUUCAUUUUUCUGUUGUUUUUCCCUUCCUUUACUGGAGUGCUGUCUGUGGUAGCAAUCACUAUCUGGAGGUUGAAUCCUUCAGAAAAGUGUGGCCCUUUCCGGGGCUUGUCUUCCAUAUUUGAUGCAGUGUCUAGGUGGAUAGACGUAUUGACCAACUAUCCUAGAUCAGCCUGGGUGGUGUGGAUUUAUCAUAACUUAAUUGAAAGCGUGCAUUUCUUCUUUAUCCUCACUGUCAUCAUCAUAAUUAUCACAUAUCUUUACUGGCAGAUCAUAGAAGGAAGGAAGAUAAUGGUCAGACUCCUACACGAGCAAAUUAUAAAUGAAGGAAAAGAUAAAAUGUUUUUACUUGAGAAACUCCGAGCCCUGCAGGCAUCAACACGGGACACACCUGCAAGAAAAGGAGCAAGCCAGCAGUUCAGUACAACCUCAUCUUUGUACCAGCCACCUGGACAACUCGAUCAGCAAAGGCAUUUAUCAAUGCCAAACUACCUAGAAAGGCCGCUGGAGAAAAAUAAGAGCAGUUUUAGUGCUAAGCCUCCUUAUACUGCUGACUUCCCAGAAACGAGUGGCUUCCUGCCUGGAGAUCCACAGCGACAGCAGCCAAGCACAAAACCAGGAGUUUCUGAAGCCUUGGCACUAGCUAUGAGGGCCAGACAACAGGCAGAACGGGAAAUGGAAGACGAGGAUGAAGAGGAUUUUAGAUCGUGAACUACAAAAAUCAGUGAUGCACAUUAAUUGCCAACAAAGACCUCAGUAUUUUGCACCUAUAACUGGAAGUCCUAAUAGCAGUAAUUAUAAAUGAAAAAACAUUAAAACACGGGCAUUCCAUCACAAAAUGCACUUUGUCAGUUUUGGUUUAAUUAUGUAAUUUCAUAGUAAAUAUACUGUACAGUUUUAACAAAAAGAAAAGAAAUGUCAAUAAUAGCAGCUCUCUCCCUAGCACCUGCUAUUUAAAUCUUUGCUGAAGUAUGCAGACUGAGCAGGUGAGGAGGAAAUAUUUAUUGUAACCAUGUAACUUGUGCCUGAGAGCAAAUGCACAGUACAAUAGUGUGAAACUCAAUGGUAUUUGUAUAGCUGACUUGCUUUGUUCAGGCUACUCUGACCUGAUUUAAAGGAACAAAAAUGAAGUAUUGAUCAAAUAAACAGGUUUUUAUCUAUUUAAGUGGCUAUUAAAGUGACCUGUGAGCCAGAACAGUGAAUGUAAAAUUGACUCAGUUAGUUCUAAAGUCUCUCUUCAGCAGUUCUCUUUCAAAGCAAGGAGCUUGCUCUGUGGAACCAUUUUUGACAGAGGGUUUAGCCAUCUUAAAACAAAACUUCAGGGUAAAAAUUCUGAUUAAAAGCUGUUCUUUACUGUGACUUUGCUUGCUCAACUGCCACAGUAAUCCUUUUCCCUCAUGUAUGUGGGAACCCCAGCUCUGGUCCACAUCAAGAUAACAUAAAAUGUAAAUAAAGGGUCAUGAUUGUUGAA
This is a messenger RNA of Alligator mississippiensis (American alligator), 3696 nucleotides long. RefSeq names its product transmembrane channel like 5 (gene TMC5). The transcript is spliced from 23 exons. The record is from RefSeq and is a predicted model, not a curated record. Gene Ontology annotation, cellular component: plasma membrane. NCBI's taxonomy places the organism in Eukaryota, Metazoa, Chordata, Crocodylia, Alligatoridae. The coding region runs from base 252 to 2936 and encodes 894 amino acids. Gene Ontology annotation, molecular function: mechanosensitive monoatomic ion channel activity.